AUGAGCGUUGUUGCGAGUAGACCUGCGAGCGCAACUGUUUCGUACAGUGCGAUCCCUCACCAAAGCCAGAUCAUCUCAAAUUACAAGGACUCGAUGUAUGCUGUAACGGUGCAGCCGGUCUCAUCUCGCACAUCAUCAGUCUCUUCAUUCAAAAGCAACUACAGCGUUUCAACCGCUCCCACGGAAUAUUCUUCUACCCCCAUCUUUUCAGCAUCACUACCCCGCUUGUGCGACUCGGCUGCGUCUCUAGAUAAGAUCUUGGAGUCGGUCUUUAAGCGACUGCCCCAGGAGGUGUACGAUACGAUCCUUGAUCAAUUAUACUACUUACACACCGGUCCCAAUCAGAAUGGAUGCUUAACAUGCUUUCAGCGCGACCUGCAUGCGCUUUCUCUGACCUGCCGGCCGUGGGAGAAGGCAGUCAGAGCAAGGCUGUACAAUCGUAUACACAUUAUCGGAAAUGAUUCACCGAACCAGUUGAAAAAAUACAAGCUGAAACGAGGGAGUCGCCUCAAGCUACUGCGGCGGACUCUCCGGGAGAGGAAAUUGCUGGCCAAUCUGGUCCUAGAGCUUCGAGUACCCCAGUUGGACUUGUUAUUUACGACGAGUAGGCACAGCAUCCAAUGGCAGGAAUACCGGGACCUGGUUGCAUCCGUGGUCAUGGUGUGCCCGAAUCUGGAACGACUAUUAGGCCUGACCAUUCCUUACCACCACGAAUUCGAUCGUCUAACACAUGCAUUGUCGACUCGGCGAAAGCUGAAAGAGCAUACGUGGGUUCUGGGGGAGGCCUCAGCAAUCUCCGAGAAAUCGCCCAGGAGCACAUACUGUCCCUGGAGCUUAGGCCCUUCACAAAUGUUUGAAUUCCUCGACUAUCACACGCAGUGGACGUCUUUAGAAACUUUGAUGCUUUACGGACUGAACGAGAAGAACUCCCUGGAGCCUAGUAUUUUCCUUCGCAUGUGCAGCGAAUUGCCUUCAUUGAAAAAUCUAUGCAUCACCAAUUUCGACGCAGACGCCUUCGCCGACAGCACCUUGCAAUGCCUGCCACCGCUGGAGUCGCUCCGCCUGGAGAACCUGCCGGGUGUCACCGAUGCAGGCCUCUGCCAAUACGCCUCGCAACCUGAAUCCAACUCUCUCAAAUCUCUUGCCCUUAUCGAACAGAAUGUUGACUCACUCCUGGUUGUCUCAAAAUUGUUAGCAUCCCUCAGCCAACUUGAGCGCCUCACCUUCGUUCAAAGCAACAAAUGCCCAAGGCUGGAUACCGAAGGCAUCGUUUUCCAACCGCUCUUUGCAUCCUCAAGUCUCAAGUACCUGCACUGGGAUGUAUCCGGGCCUGAUUCUGGCGCUGCACUGAGCACACUCGAUUACGUCCCGUUCAUAAAACCACCCCGGCAUACGGAGUCGCCAAACUCACAUCUUGCCCAAAGCAUUCUUGCUAGCGGGUUUCCCCGUCUUGAGGCUCUGCGUGCGCCUUCAGACAUAGAGCCUCCUGGCGUUCUGCAAGCCGUAUGUCAACCUAUUCCGCGUGGACAAGCGCUGCUCAAGCCCGAUCGCUACAGCCUUCCACGUAGCUCCCAUGGUUCAGUCACGACCCGGCCGAUGGCAUUGCCUGCAGGAAAUAACCUGACCUCCGCUCGGAUUCGAGCCCAAACAUUCAUUGACAGAGCUGCCAAGGAUACGGAAACAGGGAUGAGGUUCCUCGUCACUGACCACUCAGACUCUUAUAUACCGGACAACGCUCUUGAAGACGAGUCUUCCGACGACGAAUCUGAUCUUGGGAUGGAUGAGUUCGAGAUGGGUGGCGUGGCGCGUGGACAGCAUAAUCACGAUUUCGACUCUGGCGAGCACGAGGGACCGGUUGUUGUGUACGAUUUUCAUAUGCCGGCAUAUAUGGGCAGAAUCGGUUGCAGGACCAGGGAGCAGGACGUUUCGAUCCCACGGUUUGUUCUACGACCCGAUAUAUCAGGCCAGGAUAGCGAUGGGGGCUUGGUUUCGUGGAAAAAUGUGCACGCUUCUAAUCAAUCCUUGACGUAUGCUGCCGGAAUUGGGGCAGACUAUUUCGGGGUCAAGGGACACACCAAAUCGCUUACUGAGGAGCCACCUUCUCCAACCUCGACUACCACGUCGCGAUUUGGUUGGGGAAGCAUCGGAAGCCGUUCCGCACUGGGUACAAGUCCGAACACGCCUACUACCCCGGCCACACCAAUGUCGGCAGCAGCACUUCCCUGGGAUCGAGAUGCUUGCACUGGGUCUUGGAACUACAGUCAUCGAAGUGGACGGGAAUGGUGGUUCCACAUGGAACGAGAUCGUCCAGGGAACGUCGAGAUUGUCGACGUCAAGCGGCUCUUUUAA
Aspergillus saccharolyticus JOP 1030-1 is the source of this 2349-nucleotide messenger RNA. RefSeq lists its product as uncharacterized. The record is from RefSeq and is a predicted model, not a curated record. The coding region runs from base 1 to 2349 and encodes 782 amino acids. The transcript has 2 exons. NCBI's taxonomy places the organism in Eukaryota, Fungi, Ascomycota, Eurotiomycetes, Eurotiales, Aspergillaceae.